This is a messenger RNA of Adineta steineri, 1581 nucleotides long. The record is from the annotation of a GenBank genome assembly. NCBI's taxonomy places the organism in Eukaryota, Metazoa, Rotifera, Eurotatoria, Adinetida, Adinetidae.
AUGUCGAUUUCUUCUAAGCAAAAUGAUGGUGAAGAUCAAUUUGAAAGUGCUGAUGAAGAUGAAUCAACAUUAACUUCUAUUAUAAAAUCCAUUACUCCAUCUCGAUCUAAUAAAAUUAUAACUUCUAUCAAUCAAAAUCAAAUACAAAUAGUAUCUCAUUCACCAGUAACUGACAAGUGGAAUGACUGGAAUAUUGACAAUGACAUAUCUCUAGAUAAAAAGAUACAAACGACGACUUCAACUAUUUUAGAAAAAGAUGAUAGUUUAUUUGAAAAUAAUCAAAUUGAAUUAAAUGCAAGAAUCGCUCGUUACAAUGACGAGUUAUUAUCAUCGACAAUAGUAACAAAACAUAAUGUUAAAGAUGCUCAUUUUGUAUUAGAUAGACUUGCUGCUCAACCAUCGGUACAUUCCCCAACAUGGCAUACAUCUUGGAGUCAUUUUGGAUCAUUUCUAUCUAAUGCUAAACAAAGUGUUUCAACAUUGACAAAUACUGUCAGUGAAAGUUUUACUGCAGCUAUUGAAUCUGCUGAAGCUGGUCUUGGUGCACUUGAUGCUCAACAAGUAGCAGAAAUGGAUCGUAUCGCAUUUAAAAUUAAAGGCGAAACAUCAGAUAGUGAAGAUGAACCUGAAACGCCAAAUACUCUGAAUGAUAAAAUCGAUUUCAUAACAAAUCAAGAUGGAUGGUUUAAUGCAUUAAGUUUAGGAAAAUUAACAAAUACUGGUAUGAAAGUUGUCUCAGGUAGUCUUAAUGCUCUUGAAAACGUUGGUAAAAAAACAUUUGAUAUUAUUAAUGAAGCUGAUUCAGAUUUAAAAGGAACACGUCAUUUAAUAAAUCAAUCAACACUAUCUGAAACCGUUCAUGAAAAAGAACUAAAAUCAAUAAUUAUUAAAAAUGAACCUGUUACAUUUUUUCAAUUAUUUGAAAAAUAUCAAGGUAUGAUACAUUUUGAAGCACUUGAAUUAUUAUCAAAUCAAUCUACAAUUAUUCUUCAAACGAUGAGAUAUGAAAAUGAAAAAAUACUUGAAGAAAUUUCAAGUUAUUUUCAAAUAAGUAAUAAUGAACAAGAUAUUCCAACAUUAGAUAUUUUAUCAAAAAAUUUUACAUCCUAUCAAACACAAUUAAGAUCAUCGAUAUCAGUUGAUAAAUUACUUGAAAUUUAUGAAUCAGCUAGUCAAUUUCUUAAAGAAUAUGAAUCAAUCGAUACAGAAUUUGAUCAAAAAACUUUAUCUGAUAAUGCAAUUGAUUUCUUAGCAAUAUUAUGUUCAUCUAUUAUUGAAUAUUAUCGUAAAACAGCAGAAUUAUUUUUACUCGGUUGUCAAAGUUUAACAUCAUUUUCAAUUGAUAUUGAAUUAUUAUCUAUUUAUCGAAAACAACAACAAGAUUUUUCUAAUAUGCUUACUGGUAUAUCAAAUCUAUUUGUUAAACAUAUAACUGAUUAUAAUCAUAGUUAUAAUUUAAAAUUUCUCAAUCAAAUAUUUCUACAAUCAUCUAUUUCACAAACUUAUGCAUCUAAUGCUUAUAUUCUAUUAAAACCUAUUAUUAGUCAAUCGAUUUUAUAUCAUACAUCAACAACAAGAUAG